AUGCGACGAACAGCAGUUGCCCCCCCGCACCCCCCACACCCCACCCCUCUACCAAGCCUUUUCCUGGCUGCACAGGAGAGCGCUGUCACUAGCGCAGCGCCCGACACUCUGUACAAGCGGCUGGGCGGCGAGGCCCACCUGCAGGGCGUCAUCAACAGCUUCUACCGGAAGGCGUACGCUGACGAAAGGCUCAACCACUGGUUUGAAGGGUACCCGCCCGCCAGGAUGGAGGCAAAGAUGGCGAGGUUCUUCAAGUUCUGCUUCGGGGAGGUGCCCACGUAUAAGGGGCGGGACAUGGGGACCGCCCAUGCGAGUCUGGUGCAGCGCGGCCUGAACGACGGUGAUUACGACGUCCUGGUGGAGCUGUUCACGGCUGCUUUCAGGGAGUCUGGCGUUUCUGAUGAUCUGACGAACGAAGUUGUUACAAUUCUGGAACCUGUCAACGUCGCGAUCCUGCCGGAGUCACGACCGAAGCCGUUGUUGGUACCGCACCAUCACUGCCGUGUCCGCCACGCGGCCUCCGGCGUUCUUCCCCAGCCAUCAUGUCACGUUCGUGCAGUCGUCGUCAUGCCCACUCCCCACCGCAUGAUUGGCGGGACCCUUUGCGGCAACGCACGUGGGGAAGCGUACCUCGAUUGGCACCGCAUUACUGCCGCGUCUCUGGACGACUCGCCGGCCCCGCUGCCCAACAACGAUGUCGAGUUGCCCCUCCCAAGCCAUGGCUCGCAGAGCGCCACCUGCCUCUGGCCCCCCGCGCGCGGCCCCCUCCCCGCCGUGCAUAUAUACGCGCAGGCGGCGCCCGCAGCCGCGCAGCGCAAGAAGACCAUGGCCGUAGCGAAGGGCGUGUGCAGUCCAUGCGUGGUGGGCGUGUCGGCCAGGCCGGGUCCCCCCAGGCGGGCGGGGAGGCUGGCAGACGGCAGGAUGGCCGGAAGGCGACUGGCGGCCAGGGCGGCGGCGCCACAGGAGGAGGGCACCGCCGCGACGGCGACCGAGAAAGCGCCCGAGACUCUUUACAGGCGCCUGGGCGGCGAGGCCCACCUGCAGGGCGUCAUCGAAAGCUUCUACCGGAAGGUGUACGCGGACGGCAGGCUCAGCCACUGGUUUGAAGGAUUCGCGGCCUCCAAGAUGGAGGGACAGAUGGGGAGGUUCUUCAAGUUCUGCUUCGGGGAGGUGCCGACCUACGACGGGCGGGACCUGACGACCGCCCACGCCGGUUUGGUGCGGGGUGGCCUGAAUGACGGGGACUACGACGUCCUGGUGGAGCUGUUUACGGCCGCCUUUGUGGAAUCCGGUGUGUCUGAGGACUUGGUGGCUGAAGUUGGUGCCAUUGUGGAGUCGGCGAGGGACCCUGUGCUGGGCCGCAAACCUGAAGACAAACCCUAG
This is a messenger RNA of Ostreobium quekettii, 1383 nucleotides long. The record is from the annotation of a GenBank genome assembly. NCBI's taxonomy places the organism in Eukaryota, Viridiplantae, Chlorophyta, Ulvophyceae, Bryopsidales, Ostreobiaceae.